Symbiodinium sp. CCMP2592 is the source of this 1227-nucleotide messenger RNA. The record is from the annotation of a GenBank genome assembly. Lineage: Eukaryota; Dinophyceae; Suessiales; Symbiodiniaceae.
AUGUUUGCACUGCUCCUCCUCGCCGCUGCGGCAAGGGCAACAGAUCUGGCUUCUGCAGAUGAAGGUACCGCCUUCCGCGGCUCGGUCGCUCGGCGACGGGCCCAGGAGGAGCCACCCGUGCCAGUGAACUCCAUGGACACUGUUGAGCCCCAAUGCGCCCCUGGCUAUUUCGAUUUCUCCCAGGGAAAGGCCUACUACUGGUCCUGUGCUUUCUACUGCGAGGGUGGAAAGUAUUAUGCUACGGCGGGCUGCCAAUGUGCAUGCCUCACACACCUGCAAGCAGCGAAGCUCCUUGAGGCUGCAACUCGGCCGACGGCAGAUCCGACCGCCGAGCCCACGGCGCAGCCGACGGCAGAGCCGACGGCGGGAACGACGCAGGAAGGUGCUACAACUGCUCCAGGAGUGAGCUCUGGCACGAUUCUUCCCACGUCGCCCCCGGUGGCCGCGACGACGCAGCAAGCCAUCGUCGUGAUCACCACCUUCCCCGUGGGCGAUAUGGGAGCUGGUCCCCAAGCUCCCAGUGUGAACGGCAACCCGCCGCCUGCCUCAGCGCCUACGCCGCCCAGUACCGAAGAGGCCCCGGAGACACCGGCCAGGACCCGGGUGGAAAACGUCGCCAUGGUUGGUGGGGCAGCUCUGGGGGGACUGUGCGUCCUGGGGCUUCUUCUGGCGGGAGGCUUCGGAUUCCGGAAGCGCGAGCCGAGGAGGGACAUGCCGGCGAUCACUUUGUACAAGCCCAGUGACGCCGCCCCUUCCCCGGCGGAGCCGACCUUCGAGCUCACGGUGGCCGGGCGCGGCUCCUCCUCGAGGGCCUCCAGCAAAUCCUCCACAGGCUCCCGGGGAGCCCUGAUCACCGAUGGGCCUGGAUCACGCCGCAACAGCCGCGAGUCUGCCGGGUCCCUCAGGUCAGCUGGUAAGGCGACGGACGCGGAGGCGCUGGCGACGGCCAGCACCAACGCUUCGAACUUCAGCGGCGUCGGCAGCGUGAACAGCAGUUGGGCCUGGGGGCAAAACCUGCAAAAUGAUGGCACGGGGAGCAACCACUUGGGAUCCCGGCACUUGUCACCCCAGAGGCCUCGAGCGAGCAGCAAGUGCAGCACCUCCUCAAAGCCCUCGCGCGUGGAGCCUGAGAUCGUCGGAGAGCGCCGCGAGCGCCGGGCCAGUGACAGUUCGAAUGUCUCCAUCCGCGAGCUCGAGGUUCCUUCGUGGCGCCGCCCGACCAAGUGA